Messenger RNA from Cadophora gregata, 2607 nucleotides. RefSeq lists its product as uncharacterized. The transcript has 6 exons. Gene Ontology annotation, molecular function: beta-glucosidase activity. Lineage: Eukaryota; Fungi; Ascomycota; Leotiomycetes; Helotiales; Ploettnerulaceae. Gene Ontology annotation, biological process: glucan catabolic process. The record is from RefSeq and is a predicted model, not a curated record. The coding region runs from base 1 to 2508 and encodes 835 amino acids.
AUGGCGGCACUCGACGUGGAGAAUGUUCUGUCAAAUUUGUCGCCAAAAGAGAAAAUCGACCUCUUAUCAGGAGGAAGCUUUUGGCACACAAAAUCUUUACCGAAACAUGGCAUCCCGGGACUUAGACUUUCAGAUGGACCAAAUGGAAUCAGAGGUCAGACAUUCUUUGCUGGAACCCGGGGAGCAGUUCUUCCAUGUGGUACCGCAUUAGGUGCAACUUGGGAUCGUGACUUGCUUGUUCGAGCGGGACGGCUUGUGGGCACAGAAGCUGUCGCAAAAGGCGUCCAUGUUGUUUUAGGGCCGACAAUCAAUAUCCAAAGAGGACCACUCGGCGGACGUGGAUUUGAGUCAAUCUCUGAAGAUCCGGUUCUGAGCGGUCUCGCUGCAGCAUCGUUAAUCGAGGGUAUUCAGGCCAACGGCGUGGUUGCUUGUCUCAAGCAUUUUGUCUGUAACGAUCAAGAGCAUGAGCGAAAUCGUGUCGAUGUCAGAAUCACACAACGAGCUCUGAGGGAAGUUUAUUUACUACCUUUUAUGCUUGCUAUCAAAGGCGGGAAACCAGGGGCAAUGAUGUCCUCGUACAACAAAAUCAAUGGCAUUCAUGUCAGUGAGAGUAAAGAGUUGCUGAACAAUGUGCUGAGGACAGAAUGGGGUUGGCGGGGACUGAUUAUGAGUGACUGGUUCGGCACUUACUCCACCUCAACUGCUAUUCACGCGGGGUUGGAUUUAGAAAUGCCUGGUCCUUCGAGGUUUCGCGGAACAGCAUUGGGCCAUGCAAUAACGACGAAUAAGGUUGGAAAACACGUCAUCGAUACGCGAGUGAGAGAAGUGCUUCAGCUUGUCAACAGCUGUGCUGCAUCAGGAAUAGCCGAAAAUGCACCAGAACUAGAAAUUGAUAGUCCGGAAAGUCGAGCGCUGUUGAGAGAAUUAGCGAGCAGCUCAAUCGUGCUUUUGAGAAACGAGAACAAAACACUUCCAUUUUCGAAGACGAAAUCUACAGUUGUGAUUGGACCGAAUGCAAGGAUAGCUACAAUUUGUGGUGGUGGGUCCGCAUCUUUACCUUCUUACAAUGCCAGCACACCAUAUGAAGGGUUCCAAGCAGCCUUGGGCAUCAAGGUUCCAUUCACAGUAGGAGCCUACUCUCACAAGGAGCUUCCCAUUCUGGGAUUACAAGUCAAGACCGCAGGAGGUGAGGACGGUAUGAGCUUCAGCGUCUACAACGAACCUCCAACGGCAUCUGAACGCUAUCAAGUCGAUCGGAAGGUCAUAACUAAGACUGAUGCCAUGCUAAUGGAUUACGUCGUGCCAACAAACACAAGUGGCCUUUGGUAUGCCGACAUAGAAGGCUAUUUCACCCCGGAAAUCAGCGGGGAAUAUGAGCUCGGUCUAUGUGUUUAUGGCCAAGGUCAGCUUUUUGUAGAUGCAAAGUUGGUAAUAGAUAACUCCACCAAGCAGCGCCAGGGGACUGCCUUCUUUGGCUGUGGGACUGUAGAAGAGAAGGCGGUGAUUUCAGUCAAGGAGGGACAGACAUAUCAUGUCAAAGUCGAGUAUUCAAGCGCACCUACCAAUACGCUUGGCUCCGGAGGCGUGGUGAGAUUCGGUGGUGGUGGGUUCCGUAUCGGAGGAGCUUUUGUAAUUGAUCCUGAGGCUGAAAUUGAAUCCGCUGUGAAGCUGGCUCAAGGUGCUGACCAAGUCAUAAUCUGCGCUGGCCUCAAUGCCGAUUGGGAGACUGAAGGCAGCGACCGACAGCACAUGUCCCUCCCAGGGCAUCUCGACGCAAUGAUAUCCCGAGUCGCUCGCGCAAAUCCAAAUACUGCAGUUGUUCUGCAAGCUGGAACACCAGUUUCCAUGCCAUGGAUAGAUGACGUCUCAGCUGUGGUCUGGGCUUGGUACGGGGGCAACGAAGCUGGUCAUGCCAUCGCGGACGUCCUGUUCGGUACCGUCAAUCCCAGCGGCAAAACCUCCCUCUCCUUCCCCAAGAUCCUUGAGGAUAACCCUACCUUCCUCAGCUUCAAGAGCGAGCGUGGCCGCACGCUUUAUGGCGAGGAUGUGUAUGUUGGGUAUCGGUACUAUGAGUCUGUCAGACGCGAGGUGCUUUUCCCUUUCGGUCAUGGGCUGAGUUAUACGACUUUUGAAUUUUCUGAUUUAGAAAUUGAACAUAAUACGACUUUGGGGAUCGUUAAGGUGUCCGUUACUGUGGAGAAUACCGGUUCGAUUGCAGGCGCGGAGGUGGUGCAAGUGUAUGUUGCGCAGCGAAAUCCAUCUAUCGGACGGCCAAAGAAAGAGCUGAAGGGCUUCACGAAAGUACACCUUCAGCCAGGAGAAAAGAAGACUGGCGUUGUGGAGAUUGAGACCAAGUAUGCGACGAGUUUUUGGGAUGAGGAGAGGGAUGAGUGGGUGUCGGAGCAGGAUACGUAUGACGUACUCGUUGCAAAUACCAGUGCGGCGAGUGGACAGAUCUUGUGGGGGAGCUUUAUUAUUGCUAGGACGACUUGGUGGAAGGGUUUGUAGAAGCACCGACUAGAAUUGGGUGAUAGAACAGAUAUAUAUACAACGAUGAAAGUCAUGGGUUGGAGUUUUAGAUUGUUAGAUGGAGUAACAGAAGCGGGG